Messenger RNA from Piliocolobus tephrosceles (Ugandan red Colobus), 714 nucleotides. RefSeq names its product UDP-glucuronosyltransferase 2B4. Lineage: Eukaryota; Metazoa; Chordata; Mammalia; Primates; Cercopithecidae. The record is from RefSeq and is a predicted model, not a curated record. Gene Ontology annotation, molecular function: glucuronosyltransferase activity. Bases 1 to 714 code for a protein of 237 amino acids. The transcript has 4 exons.
AUGGAAGAGUUUGUCCAGAGCUCUGGAGAAAAUGGUAUUGUGGUGUUUUCUCUGGGGUCGAUGGUCAGUAACAUGUCAGAAGAAAGGGCCAAUGUAAUUGCAUCAGCCCUUGCCAAGAUCCCACAAAAGGUUCUGUGGAGAUUUGAUGGGAAUAAACCAGAUGCCUUAGGACUCAAUACUCAGCUGUACAAGUGGCUACCCCAGAAUGACCUUCUUGGUCAUCCCAAAACCAGAGCUUUUAUAACACAUGGUGGAGCCAAUGGCAUCUACGAGGCGAUCUACCAUGGAAUCCCUAUGGUGGGCGUUCCAUUGUUUGCAGAUCAACCUGAUAACAUUGCACACAUGAAGGCCAAGGGCGCAGCUAUUAGUUUGGACUUCAACACAAUGUCGAGUACAGACUUACUCAAUGCACUGAAGACAGUAAUAAAUGAUCCUUUAUAUAAAGAGAAUGCUAUGAAAUUAUCAAGAAUUCAUCAUGAUCAACCAGUGAAGCCCCUGGAUCGAGCAGUCUUCUGGAUUGAAUUUGUUAUGCGCCAUAAAGGAGCCAAACACCUUCGGGUUGCAGCCCAUGACCUCACCUGGUUCCAGUACCACUCUUUGGAUGUGAUUGGGUUCCUGCUGGCCUGUGUGGCUACUGUGAUAUUUAUCAUCACAAAAUGUCUGCUUUGUGUCUGGAAGUUUGUUAGAACAGGAGAGAAGGGAAAAAGAGAUUAA